Molecule: messenger RNA, 2630 nt
Organism: Dermacentor andersoni
Lineage: Eukaryota; Metazoa; Arthropoda; Arachnida; Ixodida; Ixodidae
Product: cell cycle control protein 50A-like
Cellular component (GO): Golgi apparatus; plasma membrane; endoplasmic reticulum
Source: RefSeq, a predicted model, not a curated record
UAGCAGGUUUAGCGCUGCGUUUGGACUUUUUGUAAAGUGUUAUAACGAUACGCGGGUGCAACUCAUUGACGCGAUGCAGCCUGCUAGCCAACUGCUUCUAUGCAGAACAAACAUCGCCCCGACUACUACCAGGCGCCUCAAAAUGCACGCGUGUAGGGGUAGCACCACAAGUGCUGUUGCAGGCGUGGCACUACGAUGGCGCUCGGCGGGAGACCGACAAGAAACCGUCGGUGCGUUUGUCGGCGCUCAGUGAAACAUAAUAGCGUUAGCUUGACGUUUAUUGUCCGUUCCUCUCAGGUCAAUGCACGAACGUUAGUGCGCAUGAGCAGGGCACUCCCGCCAACAGCAGGCGGCAGAACGCUGUGCUAGCUUCACUACGGCGAGGAGUGGGCGGAGCUUCGCCGGUGCACUCACUUCGCUCCGACAUAUUUUUUUUUUUUUUUUUGCAGUCAAACGCACUUCGCGUCUCUGGAGACCUCCUAACACUUUGCGCGUGCGCGACCCAUGCACAGUCGAGAGCGGGGCGACUUGACGGCGGCGUGAAUGCACCUCUAGUGUCCGUACAGUUGCUCUCUGUUCAUAUGAUUUUAAUAUUCUGCUAUGAACUUUAUAUCGUCAAGUGUAAAGAAAAUGACCAGUACUACAGGGUCAUGUACACUCAGGAGGCUGUUCGAAGAAAAAAGGAAGAGUGGGAAACGCCUCGCGCUUUGCGCACGCUUUGCCCGUUCUCGAAGAAGAGGAAGAUCAAGAAGAAGCACUUACCGUCGUCAUUCCGGACUUCUUGGCCGAGCGAUGAAUAACCCACAGCAGAAGAGUCACAGGCCCAUCGACCGCCCCUUCUGGCAGCAGAAGCUCCCCGGAUGGACGCCAAUGUUAAACGCCGGCAACGCGGCAAUGCCUUUCCUGCUGGCCGGGUUCAUCUUCGUGCCGAUCGGUGUGGCCGUGUUCCUGACCACGAGUCGGCUGCAGGAGUACCAGUUCGACUACACCGACUGCCGGCAGGUGAACACCAAUAAGACUUGCGCCUCGGUGAUCGCCAAGGAGCCGACCAAGAGCUGCGUGUGCUACGAAAUCAUCACGCUCCCAGAAGACUUCCGUCAAACGGUGAACGUGUACUACGGCCUGACCAGCUACUACCAGAACUUCCGUUUCUACGUCCAAUCGCGGGACGAGAAGCAGCUGCUGGGCUUCCCACACAGCGCGCGCUACGCGUGCAAGCCGUACGACGUGGACCCCAAGACCGGCUACACCAUCUUCCCCUGCGGCGCCAUCGCGAACAGCCUCUUCAACGACACGUUCAAGCUCAGGUACAGAGCGGGAUCCAACUACCGGGAUGUCGAGAUCUCCACCGACAACAUCUCCUGGCCCUCGGACCGCGAGCGGAAGUUCAGAAACCCGAUAAGCAGGAAUCUGUCUGGCACGGUCAAGCCUCCAAACUGGCCGCUGCCCGUGGACCAGCUGCCCGGAGGCCUGCAGAACGAGGCGUUCAUAGUGUGGAUGCGUACGGCGGCGCUGCCAUCGCUACGAAAGCUGUACGGUCGCAUCGCCAGCACGGGCGAGUUCACUCGGGUGAUGCCUCGAGGGGAGUACUACCUCGAGGUGCACUACCGGUACCCGGUGACCGUGUUCGGCGGCACCAAGCGGCUGAUCCUGUCCAACGCGUCGUGGAUGGGGUCGCGCAACCCCUUCAUCGCGAUCGCCUACGUUUGCGUCGGGUGCCUGUGCGUGGCGCUAGGCCUCGCGUUCAUCGCCAUCAACCGCAGAUUCAGCAGCAUCAAGUUCCCGAUGCCCGAGAUCUCGGACUUCUGCGAGAAACGGCACGUGUGGAGGGCGCGAAAGCCGUCGCUGCUGCCGCUGCCCCAGACCCGCUCAGGCAGCACGGCCGGACGGCCGCCGAGCAAGACGAGCGUCCGCUGACGACGACGCUCUUGCCGGGUCGCCCCCUGGUGCGUCGGCGAUGCGGGACCAGUUCUACGCUUGUAUGCUGGGACCCACCAGAUGCUCGGGGUUUCCAUGAAGACUUCGUCAACCUAUUCUUGCGUUCCUUCAUCAGCGUUUUCCUUUGCUUAUUUUUUGUCAGUGACGGCACCAUGUUAUUACGUGCACGCGCGAGCUUGAAACGCACUGCACUAAAGCGCUCGCAUCUCAUGGUACCAUCAUGUCGGCACACGGUGUAAAAUAUAUAUUUACGUAUUUACGCCUAUUUGUUUGCUUUAUUUUUGAGCCUAUAAGCUCUAUUGCAUGUAAAACGCAGAAAAGGUUUUUUUGCGAGCGUUGCACCGACUUGAGUGGCAUUUGUAGCGUUGUGGAGAGUUGAAUUGUAGUAACCAUGCGAAGCUGGAUUUUCAUUUAGAACUUUGAAUUUCGUACAAAAAUAUCUCAAACAUCAGUAAGCUUUAAAAAAAGGUUUUCUUUUCGUUUGAGGGAAGAGGUUUACAAAUCCAUGACUCAAAUAAAAGAUAUAUCUCAUUUCUGUAGACUGCGUCUGUUAGAUCAUAUGAACCCGACAAAUUUGGCCCAUGUAAAACUUGUAUGAAUUUGUUCCAAUGGUCAAUAGGCUUCUGUGAAAAAAAUAGCGGCAGAAAUAAAAAAUUGUUCCCACGGUCAGUAUAUCUAACUUUUUUACAAAC